Messenger RNA from Polypterus senegalus (gray bichir), 1799 nucleotides. RefSeq names its product zinc finger protein 665-like. The record is from RefSeq and is a predicted model, not a curated record. Gene Ontology annotation, molecular function: RNA polymerase II transcription regulatory region sequence-specific DNA binding; DNA-binding transcription factor activity, RNA polymerase II-specific. Gene Ontology annotation, biological process: regulation of transcription by RNA polymerase II. The transcript is spliced from 3 exons. The coding region runs from base 235 to 1458 and encodes 407 amino acids. Gene Ontology annotation, cellular component: nucleus. Lineage: Eukaryota; Metazoa; Chordata; Cladistia; Polypteriformes; Polypteridae.
AGUGUCGAAACUUCAGUAUCGAGCGGACCAACUACGAGCAACCCAUCAGUGGUUAUGAAACCCUCGCGGUCCGACGUCUUCACGGCCACAAGAUCAAGCAAAGGUGCGGAAGGGCUUUCCCAUUUCACACUUCCAUACAUUGAGGUGUCGGCCUCCAGCUCAGGGCUGUCCAUGUGAGAAGGGAAUCUGAGAAGAGAACGGCAGACACUUAGAGAGAAGAGUUUCCUACAGAGCAUGGCCUCUGCCAACGAAGAUGGUGUGGAUGAAAGAACGGUGGACAUUAAAGAAGAGGACUGUGAGCGGCUCACACCAGAGGAUGUGUGUGUGAAGCUGGAGGAUCAUGAAGAAAGAAUUUCAGUUUUUAAAGAGGAGGAGGAGUGCAAGGGGGUGACUGUUGCCAUUAAAGUUGAGGAUCUGAAUGGUUUCUCAAUUGGUCUUGAACUUCAAAAGCAUGAAACUGAGGAUAUUUUCAAGCAAGAUGCCUGUGAAGAAUCUCCAUCCAGUUUACAGCCCUGGUCCACUAAUACGGGACGACUGACUGCACAGGAGAAUUCUGAAGAGCUGAAGUCAGAGUUAUCAGAGUAUGAAGAGAAAGUGACCGAAGGAAAUGGGAGAAAAGGAGAAGAGUCACUUGGGAGUGUUGGAAUAAAUUUACUGAAGAAUAGCAGCUUCUCUCCACCUUCAUUUGGUCAGCCCUCUCCUCAAUACAAAGAGAAAGGUACGAAGAAAUCAGCAAGAGGAUGCGAGAACUUGAAGGCACCUUUUUUGCAAUGCAGUCCUCUCACUGCCUCUGGAGUAACACCGACAGAAGCCAUCAAAACUGAUCAAGAGCAAGUGGAGAAAGAAAUCCAAAUUCAUACUGGAAAAAAAUGUUUGGAAUGUGGAAAACAAUUCACACAGAAAAGUAGUCUUAAUGAGCAUAUGAAGAUUCACACAGGAAAAAAAGCAUAUUGUUGUCAUGAAUGUGGUAAGCUGUUCACUAGGAGAAGCCAUCUUCAGAGUCAUAGAAGAAUCCACACAGGAGAAAAAACUCAUAUCUGUCCAGAAUGUGGUAAGUCAUUCUUACGUAUAAGCAAUCUUCAGACACACAGAAGAAUCCACACAGGAGAAAAAACUCAUUGCUGUCCAGAAUGUGGUAAGUCGUUCUCAAGGAGAGGCCAUCUUCACACGCACAGAAGAAUCCACACAAGAGAAAAUCCUCAUUGCUGUUCAGAUUGUGGUAUGUCGUUCUCCCGUAGAAGCCAUCUUCAGAGGCACAGAAAAAGCCACACAGGAGAUAAACCUUAUUGUUGUCCAGAAUGCGGCAAACAAUAUUCUGACAAACUCAGUUUUCAAAGGCACACAAAAGUUGAUACUGGAGAGAAGACAUAUUGCUGUUCUCAAUGUGGAAAAAGGUUUUUCAACAGUAGGUGUUUUCGAGUACACACACAAACUCACACUGAAGAGAAAAUGCAAUAGACCUGUUCUGAAUGUGGUAAAUGUUAGGAAAACGAGAAAAGUUUUCAUAUAAACACCAAAAUCCAUACUGGAGAAAAAUAUUUUUGCUGUUCUGAAUGGGAGAAAACGAUUCUUAGACUUAAGCAUACUUCAGUCCCACAUCUGAACUCACACUUGCGAGAAUCCUUAUUGUUGUCCUGAAUGUGAUAAGCAGUUCUCACAACAAAGCACACUACAGAGUGACAUCAGACUUCACACCGAGAGAAACCUCACCAUUGCUUGGCAAACAAUUCCAAGUGUCUAUCGUUCUUUGGGUAAAGAAAAACUUCCUAAUGUUUGUGCGAAAUUUACCCUUAACAAGU